AUGGAUCCGCUCCAGCUCGUCCGUCUUGACAAAGAGUCUCAUCAGAACUACGUCGAACCAUCGUCACGGUCUACACCGUCGGCAAAGUCGGGCGUAGGCGAAAAGCAAGCAGCCUGCGUUGAUCUCGAAGAACAAGCUCUCGAUCUCGCUCACAAGGCGAGCAAGCCAUCGCCAUCUCUUGGCGCGCAGCCACUACCUGUCGCUCGAGAUGCACCAAUUCUCACCAACAAGCGCUGCAGUGUUGUGCAGCGUCAGUCUUCAUCCUGCGCUGUCUCUGUCGACAACUCUGAGCAUGACUCGGCGGUACCCGUCAAAGAUCGAGGCUGGAAUGCGUGGAAGUUUGUUCUCGCCUCGGCAGCCACCGAGUUUAUGAUCUGGGGCGCAGCAGCAGGCUACGGCUCCUUCCAGGAAUACCAUCAACAUGAUCCUCGCUCGCCCUUUCAUCAGUCUUCACUCACUGCCACCUCAUCGAUCGGAACCACUCUUCUGGCCGGACAGCACGUCAUCACGCUGCUCACCUUUGGCAUCUACUCGCGCUAUCCGACGCUCGUAAAGACUUUUACGUAUGCCUGUGUAGCUGGCUCUUCGCUAUCGUUACUCAUCGCCAGCUUCGCCAACUCGGUCGCACUGCUGGUUGUAUUUCAAGGCCUCGUCUACGGCAUGUUUGGCGGUAACAUCUUUACCGCCGUCAUUCUUUGGCUGCCCAAUUGGUGGGAUCGGAGAAGAGGUUUCGCCACGGCCAUCAUUUUCGGCGGUUCGGGAAUCGGUGGUAUCGUAUGGCCCAUCAUUUUCUCGGAGCUCCUCCAGACAGUCGGAUUUCGAUGGACGCUGAGGGUAUGGGCUCUGGCGCAGCUCGUGAUUACCGGCGGUGCGGUUCUAUGUUUAAACGCUGGCGUCAAACUGGUGCGCGUCUCGACACCUUUCCGAUGCAAGCAAGUCUUGCCGGGCUUUCCACGCUCGCUUCUAUCCGGCGUCACCUUGCUCAACAUUGUCGCUCUGCUCACGCAGACAACGGCAUGGUACUCUGUCUCGCUCAACAUAUCCAAUUACGCGUCUUCAAUGGGAUUCAGCUCCGACACCUCUACUGGUAUCCUUUCCGCAUUCAAUGCGUCGGCGGCCAUCACGUACUUUGUGCUAGGAUACCUCGUCGAUCGAUUCUCGUAUCCCUUGCUUAUGGCAACAUCCACGACGCUCAAUUUGGUAUUUACCGCGCUCGUGUUUGGCUUUGCCGGCAGUUCGUUGACCAAGAUUGUGGUGUUUGUCGUAUUUUACGGCUUGACCGGCGGUGGAUUUUCGUGUUUCUUGACUCCCGUUUCCAGGGACAUUGCCGACAAGUCGAGAUCGCACGAGUUUUCGGUCCGCUUUCUCUAUCUGAUUGUCGUCAGAGGUUCAGCAGCCAUGGUGGGACCAAUCAUAGCAGUGCAAUUCUAUCCAAAACACAUGGAUCGCGAAUCAACGUAUGGUAGCUACGGAUUUACAGGAUUUAUCGCGUUUGUCUCGGGGACGUUGGCGGUGUCGACGAUGGCAUCGCUGGCGAUCUUUGUGCAGAAAAGAUACGUUGGGACUCGACAGGAUGGGCUCAGCUUCAAGUCGAUGACAAAGACGCUGAAGCCUAGGCGCGAGACACGGCCAGGCGUUGAUGGUGGAGUUGCAGCGGUGUGA
Messenger RNA from Mycosarcoma maydis (corn smut), 1662 nucleotides. RefSeq lists its product as uncharacterized. Gene Ontology annotation, molecular function: transmembrane transporter activity. The record is from RefSeq and is a predicted model, not a curated record. Gene Ontology annotation, cellular component: fungal-type vacuole membrane. The transcript has a single exon. Lineage: Eukaryota; Fungi; Basidiomycota; Ustilaginomycetes; Ustilaginales. Gene Ontology annotation, biological process: transmembrane transport. Bases 1 to 1662 code for a protein of 553 amino acids.